Messenger RNA from Pestalotiopsis fici W106-1, 1350 nucleotides. RefSeq lists its product as uncharacterized. The transcript has a single exon. Lineage: Eukaryota; Fungi; Ascomycota; Sordariomycetes; Amphisphaeriales; Sporocadaceae. Bases 1 to 1350 code for a protein of 449 amino acids. The record is from RefSeq and is a predicted model, not a curated record.
AUGAACAGUUCGACCUUGGUUACACAGUCAACAACCCAGGAGGUCACCGGCCAAUCUGCCUUUUGGGUUCUCAUCACUUUGGCCGGAGCGGCAGUAUGUCAACCCACACAUACAAGAUUGGACACCGUCUUCUUCGGCGGCAACAUCAGCUUAACGAGAGCUCUUCCUAGCAUUUGUCUGUGGGACGGCAUCGUGGAUGUUUACGCAUUAUGCAAAGCCAUCCGCGAGGGACGGCGCACUUCUGGUCAAGACGUCGCCCCAGUCACUCUACCAAGGCAUACUGCCGCGAAAAGGAUCCGAGCACGGCUGAAACCAAACGUGGUUAUGGUCAAACUGGCGAUUGCUCUCAUUGCCGUCUUGCCCCAGACUAUCAAGAUACUCAGCAUGCGCGGAAUCCCCGGGACCCAAUUCGCCGCCUCCAUCUUCUUCUUUGCAUCGGCCACCAGACUCAUCGUAGAAUUAACUGGAUUGGAAACGUAUCGAAAUCUUCCCGUCAUUCUACCCGAGCGUGCCCAUUGGAAGAAUCCGUCAUUCGUCCUGUUUUACUUGAUCGUCAUGAGUCAAAUUUAUAGCUGGCUAUGGAUAUGGUACAAUAUUGGAUUUUUGUUGAAAAUCGAUAUAUCCGAGUACAUUUAUGUGAGGCUCGCGUUCACGUCAAUCGAACUCAUCACGAAAAUUGCUGCGAUUGCUCAAGGAAUACUAUGGGCCAGGGGGAUUGUCGUACAUUGGAGUCAGGGAGACCCAGCGCCGCCUCGGAUUCUAUCCGCGGUUGGCGUCUUGUUGCCAGUGUCAGUCCAUAUUCUGACAUCGCCGAUUAACCAAGCCGCGUCAACAUCCGUGCCUUCCUUUGUGAUCAAGGCAAAUGCGAUCUCGGAUAGAAUUUUGUAUGCCGCAUUCUUGGCAUUUUGCGCUGCAUCCGCGAGCUUUGUGGCGGCGGGACUGUUGGAUCUCCUGGGGAGGAAGAUAGCCGAGAGGAAUUAUGCCGAGGACACAUAUCUCGGCGGCGAUGAUACUGCUCCCGGGACCUCACAAGAGACGGACGUUGCUCUAACAGGACAGACGACGGACACGGCGGCACAUGUAGCGCAGGAGAGCGACACUGCCGAUCGAUCUCUGGCCCAGAGGAUCAAGGCAGUAUUGAUGCGCCCCAUAUUCUCGGUACUAUACAGCGCGCACGUUGUCAAUUCUGGCCUCGAUCAUCGGGUCAUGAGCUUUGUUCGCAUGAACUCGCUGGCGAGCAAUAUCGUUGCAAUCACCAUAUUCAAUAUUGUCACAACAGUAUGCUAUUAUCUUGUCAGAUUUGAUGGAACUGGGACAACUAGUCCUGCUUGGACAAGCAUUCUGGGAUAG